Molecule: messenger RNA, 4938 nt
Organism: Hipposideros armiger (great roundleaf bat)
Lineage: Eukaryota; Metazoa; Chordata; Mammalia; Chiroptera; Hipposideridae
Gene: STON2
Product: stonin 2
Exons: 7
Coding region: 295-3231 (978 amino acids)
Biological process (GO): regulation of endocytosis; endocytosis
Source: RefSeq, a predicted model, not a curated record
UUGGUUGUUACUCCCAAUAGCAGUUUGGAUUUUCUCAAUUUUAAAAGCAUAUUUGUUAAGAGUGACAGGCUCUAGAGCCAGAUUGCUUGGGCUCAAACCCUGGCUGCAUCACAGAUGAAUGCUGUGACCUUGGGGAGGUUAUUUAUUGAACUUCUCUGUGUGGUAGCUUGUGCAAUAGGGGUAAUCACAGAACCUACUUCACAGUGGUUGUGAGGAUUAAAUGAAUGAAUAUGUGUCAAGUACUAGAAUAGUGCCUGGCACAUGGCAAGAGCUCAGUAGUUGUCAUCCACGAUCAUGAUGAAGAUGGCUAAGUUGACUUCUAGAGAACUGGUGCUCAGGGAGGAAGGCCAAGGUAGGACACAGGAGAUAUUUGCAGAGCCGUGUCCACUGGUUCUGUUCUACUGCAGCUGUGACUGCCAACUGAAACCAACCCAGCUUCAUUUUACAGCACCUGGAAAGGGGGGCACCGAAGAGCACCUCCCAGGACUGUCGUCUUCCUCAGACCAGUCUGAGAGCUCCUCUGGGGAGAACCAAGUUGUGGAUGGAGGCUCUCAGGACCUUUCCCACUCAGAGCAGGAUGACUCCUCUGAGAAGAUGGGCCUCAUCUCUGAAGCGGCCACUCCUCCUGGGAGCCCCGAGCAGCCCCCACCUGACCUGGCCUCAGCCAUCAGCAACUGGGUUCAAUUUGAAGAUGACACACCCUGGACCAGCACGUCACCAACUCAUAAAGAAACAGGCUUACCAUUGACCAUGCCCUGCUGGAUGUGCCCUUCCUUCAACUCCGUGGGGAGAUGCCCCCUGACCUCCGAGAGCAGCUGGACCAUGCAUUCUGAAGACACCAGUAGUCCUAGCUGUGGCCCCUCGUACACAGACCUGCAGCUCAUCAAUGCAGAGGAGCAUAUGAGUGGCCCGGUUUCUGGGGCUGACUCCACUGACGAGAGGACGGAGUGGCAGACAGGCAGGCAGACGGCGGUGAGUCCUGUUCAAGCAUGCACGGAGCAUACCUCUACCCGCACCCACAUCCUGGACCCCUCACCACCUUCACCCCACCCCACGAGGAGCCAGAGCCCCUGCGAGGGUCCAGAGCGGACCUCCACUCCCAAUGACAAUUCUUCCUCACUCCAGGAAGAUGAAGAGGUAGAAAUGGAGGCCAUCAGCUGGCAGGCCAGCAGUCCAGCCAUGAACGGACACCCUGCCACUCCAGUGACCUCUGCCCGUUUCCCUAGCUGGGUCACUUUUGAUGACAAUGAAGUCAGCUGCCCUCUGCCACCCAUCACCUCUCCCGUGAAGUCAAACACACCACCUAUUGCACCUGCGAUCCCAGAUAUACCUUAUAACUCAACUGGGUCAUUUAAGAAGAGGGAACGUCCCAAGAGCACUUUAGUGAACUUCUCCAAAGUUCAGAAGCUGGACGUUCCCUCCGUAAACCAUCCGCCUUCCAUAACUGAAGCUCCACCGUGGAGGGCAACCAAUCCCUUCCUGAAUGAGACCCUACAGGAUGUACAACCCUCCCCUAUCAACCCUUUCAGCGCUUUCUUCGAGGAGCAGGAGAGGCGCUCCCAAAACAACUCCGUUUCCAGUACCACAGGCAAAAGCCAAAGAGACUCUCUCAUCGUCAUCUACCAGGACGCCAUCAGUUUUGAUGACUCAAGCAGAAACCAGUCACACUCUGAUGCUGUUGAAAAACUCAAACAACUCCACAUUGAUGACCCCGAUCACUUAGGUAAUGCGACACUAACUGAUGAUGACCCGGUCGCCUGGAUUGAGCUGGAUGACCACCCGCCCGGUUCAGCACCGUCCCAGCGCAGAGAUGGGUGGCCAAUGAUGCUGAGGAUCCCUGAGAAGAAAAACAUCAUGUCCUCCAGGCACUGGGGACCCAUCUACAUCAAACUGACGGACGGUGGUUACCUGCAGCUGUAUUACGAACAGGGCCUAGAGAAGCCGUUCCGUGAGUUUAAGCUGGAGAUCUGCCACGAGAUUUCUGAACCCCGACUCCAAAACUAUGAUGAGAACGGCAGGAUCCACAGCUUGCGAAUAGACCGUGUCACCUACAAGGAGAAGAAGAAAUACCAGCCCAAACCCGCGGUUGCCCACACAGCAGAGAGGGAGCAAGUGAUUAAGCUGGGCACCACCGAUUACGACGACUUCCGGAGCUUCAUUCGUGCAGUUCAGGACCGGCUCAUGGAUCUGCCGGUGUUGUCGAUGGACCUGAGCACGGUUGGCUUGAACUACCUUGAGGAGGAGAUUACAGUGGAUGUCAGAGAUGAGUUCUCUGGCGUUGUGAGCAGAGGAGACAACCAGGUUCUCCAGCACCACGUCUUGACACGGAUCCACAUCCUGAGUUUCCUCUCUGGGCUUGCAGAGUGCCGCUUGGGCCUCAAUGACAUCCUCAUCAAGGGGAACGAAAUCGUUUCCCGGCAAGACAUCAUGCCGACCACCACCACCAAGUGGAUCAAGCUCCAUGAGUGCCGUUUUCAUGGCUGUGUGGAUGAGGAUGUAUUCAACAGCUCCCGGGUUAUUCUGUUCAACCCUCUGGAUGCAUGCCGCUUUGAGCUAAUGCGAUUUAGGACAGUGUUUGCCGAGAAGACCUUGCCGUUCACACUCAGGACGGCAGCCAGCAUCAAUGGGGCAGAGGUGGAGGUGCAGAGCUGGCUCAGGAUGUCCACUGGCUUCUCCUCUAACUGUGACCCCCUCACUCAGGUGCCCUGUGAGAAUGUGAUGGUUCGCUACCCUGUGCCCAGUGAGUGGGUGAAAAACUUCCGCAGGGAAAGUGUCCUGGGGGAAAAGUCUUUGAAAGCCAAAGUGAACCGGGGGGCCAGUUUUGGCUCAACUAGUGUGUCUGGCUCUGAGCCGGUCAUGAGAGUAACUCUGGGAACUGCCAAGUAUGAACAUGCCUUCAACUCCAUUGUAUGGAGGAUAAACCGACUGCCUGAUAAAAACUCAGCUUCUGGUCACCCACACUGUUUCUUCUGCCACCUUGAACUUGGCUCUGACCGGGAAGUGCCUUCCAGAUUUACCAGUCACGUGAACGUUGAGUUCAGCAUGCCCACAACUUCUGCCUCCAAAGCUGCUGUAAGAUCCAUCUCCGUGGAAGACAAGACUGACGUCAGGAAGUGGGUCAAUUAUUCUGCACACUACAGCUACAAGGUGGAGAUUGAGCAGAAAAAGAGUUUGAAGCCAGACUUUGAAGGAGAUGAAAUGGAGAAUCCCAAGGAGUGUGGGGUCCAGUGAUGAGGCCCCACCGCAGGGGCCCUGAUCCGAGUUCCGAUAGGAUGUCUUCCUGAGGAGCUGAAGUUCACGUCAGUACCUGCCAUGACUACUCCACAUUGGGCAGAGUGUAUUGGGCCUUCCUGUUUGUGGUCAUCUAUACCGCAACAGGAAACCCUGAGGUGGUCGCCUUGGAGAGGCUCUGAUCAUGCCUGAAGCACCUGGCUCACCUGACUUUUGGAGCUUGUUAAUUAAGCUUCCUUCUCCCCUCUCUGCUUAGCUCACAGCACUUGGGUGUGGUUUGUUGUGAUUCUGAGAGUCAGGAAAAGAGCCUCCCACAUUGGUGUCGGCAUGGUUCCCUUCUGAUGUUCUUCUGUCACUUACAUGAGUUUCUGGAAAACACGGUCUUGAGAAGUUAAUUAAUGAAGAAUCCAUCUCUGUCAAUCCCUUUAGAAAAGGUUCAGAAAAGGUACAAAACAAAUUUCUUCUCUGGGUCUACUAGUCCUUUCAUAGGUGUUGCCAUUCUUUAAAUAUUAACACUAUGCAGGAGAAGUUGUUGAGGCAUUUUCCUCUUGGUUCUAGACUGUUUUGAUUGAAACACUUUUUCUUACUCUCUGAGGUUUCAGUCACAGGGUUCACCACUCUGAGUCACAAUAGACAAUAGAAAAAAGGCACGAUAGGAUACUUUUUAAUUCUAUGAUGAGCCCCAUAUACUGCAAAGGGUGGCUAUUGAAGGGAAAGCAAAAGUGAUCUUAUUUUUCUUCAUUUUGGGGAAAAGAGACAUUAGUGGUAAGAUUAUACUCAAUUUAGGAGAGAGCUUCAAUCUCAGUGAAUUCCCGAAUUCACACUGAAAAAUAUAGGCCAUUUCUGAUUCCUAAAACAAAUGGAUAUAUAUAUAUAUAUAUAUAUAUAUAUAGACACAAAUCCAUAAUGUGUAUAUAUAUAUAUAUAUAUAUAUAUAUAUGGAAUGCCUCAGGCAUCUGUCAGGGGCAUUUGAGAGCUAUUCUUAUACCUCAUAGCCGAUUGACAGUGCGUGUCUCUUUAACUCAAACUUUAUAGGAAGUGUAUGCUGAAAAGAUGAUUUAAAGCUGUUUCAAAGCUAAGCUUAUAUGAGCUUUCCCCCAAAAUUCAGAGUUUAAUAAUCACAGUAUUGUAAUCGAGCUAUAAGGCAGAAGACUCUAGAGUAGAGAUGUGGGAAAGCAUGUUUUUCUGACGUUGGGAAUGUUAACUCCUGAUUCCAAGAGUCUGGGACACGCAGUCUUCUUUUCCUUCUUCCCUCCCUGCUUACGUUCUAGACCUCUACUGCUUAUUUGUACUUUGGUGUUUUCUUACCAGACGAGGAACUACAUCAGCCAUCCCAAAGGGGACACCUGCUCAGUAAUUUAGAGGCAGCUUCUAUCUGGCUUUCCAUUUCUCCAUGAAAAAUAGAAUAGGGGGACAGAAAGCACACUUAGUAGAUUUGUAGAUGACACAGAAAUAUCAAGUCUAUUGACUGGCAUAUUCAGGAUUAGGGUAUUCGAUGAAUAUUCACUGAAUUCUAACUAUGUACUAACACUAGGAUAUAGAAAUCAUUACAGUUUUUUGAAAUGCCUAAGCCUAAGACUGAAACUAAAAGGAUGAAAUUGAAUAGGCAUUAAUGAGAAACAAUGUUCUGAAUGUUUUUUUUUUUAAUGCAACCCUCUAAGUAUAGAGUGGUAUAUGUAUGUGUGUAUUUGUGGAUGUGUGUGUUUA